This is a messenger RNA of Acipenser ruthenus (sterlet), 2103 nucleotides long. RefSeq names its product claudin-4-like. Bases 205 to 852 code for a protein of 215 amino acids. The transcript has a single exon. The record is from RefSeq and is a predicted model, not a curated record. Gene Ontology annotation, biological process: bicellular tight junction assembly; cell adhesion. Gene Ontology annotation, molecular function: structural molecule activity. Gene Ontology annotation, cellular component: plasma membrane; bicellular tight junction. NCBI's taxonomy places the organism in Eukaryota, Metazoa, Chordata, Actinopteri, Acipenseriformes, Acipenseridae.
UCUAUAGAACUAAACCACACGUCAGUUUGAAUUUACAACCCAGACAGUGAGAGACAAAGAAAACAGAAAUCCAUGUACCCGUAAGAUAAGCAACUCAACUUUUCAAGCAAGGAGAAAAAGCAAGAGGGAGAACCGCUACUUCACAACAGAAAAAAAGACUUGCGUUGUUUUUAUAUAUAUAUUUAUAACAAAAGUUAUUGGAAGAUGGUUUCUGCAGUUUUGGAAGUGUUUGGCUUGGGACUGUGUGUCAUUGGCUGGCUGCUGGUGAUGCUGGCCUGCGGGCUACCCAUGUGGAAAGUGACUGCCUUUAUUGACGGCAAUAUUGUGCUGGCCCAGACGGUCUGGGACGGUCUGUGGAUGACCUGCGUGGUCCAGAGCACGGGGCAGAUGCAGUGCAAGACGCACGAUUCGAUGCUGUCCCUGACCCGGGACCUGCAGGCAGCCCGCGCCCUCACCAUCAUCUCCUCAGUGCUCGGAGUCUUCGGGCUGCUGGUGACGAUCGCCGGGGCGCAGUGCACCAACUGCAUCCAAGGCGAAGGGUCCAAGGUGAGAAUCGUGAACGCGGGAGGAGUGACCUACAUCGUCAGCGGCUUUUUACUAUUGAUACCUCUCUGCUGGAUGGCCCACAGAAUCAUCGUGGAUUUCUACGACCCUCAAGUCCCCUCUCCGAUGAAGCGAGAGAUGGGAGCCGCUCUGUACAUCGGCUGGGCGGCGACAGCGCUUCUGUUCGUCGGAGGAGGGAUGCUUUGUUGCUCUUGUCCCCAAAGAGGGGCCAGUUCUUAUGCGGUCAAAUACGCGCCGCCAAUCAGAGCGGCUCAGAACGGGGAGUAUGAUAAAAAAAAUUACGUUUAAUUAUUUUUUAAUUUUUUUGAAUCCCCGUGUCGUCUCAACCACAUACUGGACUUGAAGAAUCAUCCAACUUUCUCUACCUGUUCUCAAGAUAGAAUACAUUUCACGAAGUUAAGAUUUGUACAACGGAAAAAAAAACAACAAAAAAAAAACCGAUUUCACUUUUUAAAAGCAACAAUACAAAAACAAAACAACUGAACUUAAAAUGUAGACUUUCAGAAGAAUAAGAAGAAAAAAUAAAAAGAAAAAAAAAACACACUUUGAUAUAUGUUUUUAUCGGCGUAUAAUAAACCAAGGACUUGGAGACAUUUUGUUGACAUGUAAAAGAAACGCUUUUAAUAAACCAUCGACUGUUUGUUUGUUUAUAAGGUACCAGCAUUUACCACCCGUUUAUUCACGCAAUUAAGAUUGCGGGGUUUCAGUUAUGAAUUAAUGUAUAUAGCCAUAGCUAUUUAGUUUGGUCUCUUUUCCAUAAUUAUACAGCUGUAUUUGUACUGGAUAUAUUGUAUUGUUAUAUUCAGUUGUGUGUAUUCCCGAAUGCACUUAAACUCAUGUAAUUUACGCAGUAAUACUGCUGUGUUUUGAAUAGGAACUUUGAAAGCAGAACUCUGUCCAUUUGCAGUAUUAAUUGAUUGUGCUACAUCUAAAAUCGACUGUGCGUAAUAACCGCACUAUAGCACAGUCCACCCUAAUAUUACUGCAUGUUAAAUACGGCAAUAUCCGCAUCAGUCCCACCAUGUACAUAGCUCGCUAUAAAAGAGAAGACCGGCGCAGUGUUUGAAGGGUUCACUGUAAAAUCACAGCACAUUUCUCCUUGUGAUAAACCCACAAACCGCCUUUCGAGACGAUCUCACUUUAAACUCUCAUGUAUGAGCCCCUACGUGACUGUUGUAAUAAAUAACGGGCUUGUGAGAGGACAUUCUAAGAGGCGCGCAACGUGGUGAAUUCUCCUCAUUGACGUGUUCCGAUGUAACCACUAAGAUUCAGCAGCCCUGCUUUAGUUUGAACGCUGAUCAGACAGACAGCCCCCCCCCCGCUGCCCGUGGUAGAUGGCAGAACCGACAGGUGCUUCACAGGAUGUGCGAACCUUUACUGUACACGGCGUCCUCCGAGUUCUGCACAGUAAACGCUGCGCAUUCCUUUUUGUGUCCUGGACUGUAAGCAUUUCUUUUUGUAUUUAAAAUGUAUUGCUUGACGCAUUCAGAGCUGUCUGAGUUGUUGUUUAGAGAAAUAAACUGUGAUGCUGAAAUUGAA